Molecule: messenger RNA, 6768 nt
Organism: Manis pentadactyla (Chinese pangolin)
Lineage: Eukaryota; Metazoa; Chordata; Mammalia; Pholidota; Manidae
Gene: ARL13B
Product: ADP ribosylation factor like GTPase 13B
Exons: 10
Coding region: 1374-2666 (430 amino acids)
Biological process (GO): non-motile cilium assembly; receptor localization to non-motile cilium
Cellular component (GO): non-motile cilium; motile cilium; ciliary membrane
Molecular function (GO): GTP binding; GTPase activity
Source: RefSeq, a predicted model, not a curated record
GCUGUAAGAGAUCUAUAGGAGUUUGAAUUAAGGUUACAUGAGUAGUAAAGGACAGAGAUUUUAAAACUAGAUCUUAGUCCCAAGCCAUUAUUUUUCCCUGUAUACACUGGGCUUCUCAGGGCCCUUUCUCCUUUUACCAGGAUUUGAAAAUAUGUAUUUAUGUAUAUACUGAAUGGAGACACAGGUCCCUACAUGUUGUGCAUGCAUUUUUUUUCCUAUAAGGAAUGUACUUAUUAUUUCUUUUCAAAUAAUAUAAAAAGAAAUGCAGAUAUUACAUAUUUCUUUAAAUAAAACAAAAUACAUCAAACAACCACCAGCACAUCAUGAUCUCCAUCUUGAAGAAACCAAACAGCUAGCAGUUCCUGUAACUAAAAAUCCUGAAAAGAACAAUCAUCAAAAUGUUAACAAUGGUUAUUUUUGGGUAGUGAGUAUGAGAUUUCUUCUUCAUCAUUUUUCACUAUUUUUCACGUUUUCUACAAAGGACAUUUUUUUUUGUAAUCAUAACCCCUCACAUAAUAAAUACACAAUCCCAUAUCACUUUUAAGUAACAAGCAGCGAUAAACAUUAAACAGAUUAAACACUAUUAAAAUGCCACUCUCUUCUGAAUUACUGGACAGUUAGCAAAUGAGUUUUUCCCUUGUCCUUAACUUAUAAUAAUUGCUCCAGUGUAUUGUUUCUGUAGUUGUGCAGCCCGUCUGCAGGGAUCCCAAAGGAUCCCCACCCCCGCUUUAUAAAACAAAACAAAACACGUGCUAGACCUGAGACCUCUGGGUCUCAGUUAGGGUUGGAGACAGAUGAGACGCAGCACCCUAAGUAUACUGAAAAAAAAGCCUUGCCUAAUAAUUGUUCCUCAACAGACGUCUGGACGCUCUCCGUUGCCUAGUUACGAGAAAUACCUCCUCCGCAGCCCCGCCUCCUCCUCUAAGCCACGCCCCCUUCAUCCUUCCACCGUUCGCGUGGGGAUGAGCCGGGCCCCUCCAACCACUCACAGGCCUCCGCCGCGGGUCUUCUAACGGUGAUUGGGACAGUGCAUGGGCGGUGCUUGGGGCGGGCCUUCCGCGCGUGAGAGGAACGUCAGCACGUCGGCGCCGGGUUUUCUCUGGCGGGGCCCAGCUAACCUGUCUUGUGUGUGUUGAGUCUGUGUGUUUCGCACAGCUCCGCCUGGGCGGGGAGCGCCUUGUGCGCUCGUGGGUGGGCACAGUUACUUGUCUUGGUGCUCGGGCUGACCGCCUUCAGCGUCCUCCCGGCCUUUUCCCAGGGCCAUUACUGCUGCGGGGCGCUUCGGAGCGGAGGCGGUUCCCGGGCUCUGCCCGAGGCAGUCGGUGUCCAUCCCUCUGGGCUCGGAUGGGAGGCGGCGGGGGGAGCGGCUUGGGAUGUUCAGUCUGAUGGACAACUGCUGCAGCUGGUUCAAGCGGUGGCGGGAGCCGGUCAGAAAGGUGACUCUUGUGAUGGUGGGACUUGAUAAUGCUGGUAAAACGGCAACGGCAAAGGGAAUCCAAGGAGAGUGUCCUGAAGAUGUAGCCCCUACUGUUGGAUUUUCCAAAAUUUACCUUAGACAAGGGAAGUUUGAAGUCACCAUCUUUGACUUGGGAGGUGGAAAAAGAAUUCGGGGAAUCUGGAAGAAUUACUAUGCUGAGUCUUAUGGGGUAAUAUUUGUUGUGGAUUCCAGUGAUGAAGAGAGAAUGGAAGAGACGAAAGAGACAAUGUCAGAAGUGCUAAGGCAUCCUAGGAUAUCAGGAAAGCCUAUAUUGGUGUUGGCAAAUAAACAAGACAAGGAAGGGGCAUUAGGAGAAGCUGAUGUGAUUGAAUGUCUGUCUCUGGAAAAAUUGGCCAAUGAGCACAAGAGCCUAUGUCAAAUAGAACCUUGUUCAGCAGUCUUGGGAUAUGGAAAGAAAAUCGACAAGUCCAUUAAAAAAGGCCUUUAUUGGUUGCUACAUAAUAUUGCAAGAGAUUUUGAUGCCUUAAGUGAACGCAUCCAAAAAGACACAACAGAACAACGUGCUCUUGAAGAACAAGAAAAACAAGAAAGGGCUGAAAGAGUGCGAAAAUUAAGAGAAGAAAGAGAACAAAGAGAGCGUGAGCAGGCUGAACUUGAUGGAACCAGCGGUCUUGCUGAGUUGGAUCCGGAACCAGUAAUUGUUAAUCCUUUCCAGCCAAUAUCAUCUGUAAUUAUUGAGAAUGAAAAAAAACUUGAAAAAGAGAAAAAGAGGCAAAAUAUGGAGAAAGACAGUGAUGACCGCCCCUUGAAACAUAAAAUGGAGCAUGAACAAAUAGAGACACAGAGCCAGAUUAGUGACAGCAGCCAGAAAAACAAUGAGUAUGGAGUAGUAGAAAAUUAUAAGGAGGCGUUAACACAGCAGUUGGAGAAUGAAGAUGAGACAGACCAGCGAUCAUCAGAAUCAGAUAACAGUAAAAAGAAAAUGAAGAAACUAAGAAUAAAAAGGAGUCACCGUGUAGAACCUGUUAAUACAGAUGAUUCUGCUCCUAAGAGUCCAACACCACCCCCACCUCCUCCUCCUGUUGGCUGGGGAACCCCCAAAGUCACUAGACUUCCAAAACUUGAGCCUCUUGGUGAAACACGUCAUAAUGAUUUCUAUGGGAAGCCAUUGCCUCCCCUGGCUGUGCGACAGAGACCUAACAGCGAUGCUCAUGACGUGAUCUCAUAACCAAGUCACGUGGGUGAGCUCUUGAUAUUGGCAAGAUGAACUGGAGAAACUUCUUUCUCAAAGAAGAAAAGUCCUGAAUUGAUGACUAGGGCAAAAUAAUCAUAGCAAUUUCCAGUGAGGGGAUUAAUAGCCAAAGACCUGACUGAUCUGAUAAUUACUUAUUCAUGGUCUUCAUGGUUUAAAAAAAAAAAGCAAAAUGACCAGUGAAAGGACAAGCAUUUGGACCAAGUUAGCAAGUAGUGUUGACUCUGGUUUAUAAAUCUGCACUCAUGGACAUAUUCCUGAAAGAAAACCUUUCAGAAAAAGAGCCAAUGGACUCUGUAUACUUUCUUUACUAUUUGUUUAAUAGUCUUUAUUUCUGUAUCAUAAACAUUUUUUGUAAGAUACAUCUUCAUGGAAAGGGAAAUUCUUGGGAAUUUAUAACCUAAAUUUUAUACUUAUUAUAUUUUUCUAAAACUUUUAAGAAUUUUAAUUGCUAUGAUAUUGACUUUGCACUUUUCUAUAGAUGCUUUGUUUAAAUUGUGUCUGGAAAAUCGAGUUCAUUUAUUUUGCAAACAUGAACUAUACAAACAAUACAUUUAUAUGGUUUGAAGUGUGUUUUCUAAUAGUAUUGUUCUUGAAAUAUACAUUCUAAUUUGACCUAUUUUAAAAUAAUACCUUUUUAAAAUAGAUUCUGAGAUCUUUAUUCUACCACAUUAUGUUAUUUGAAAGCACUACCCAGGGAGAAAGUUCAAUUUUUUUGUUCUUGGUUGUUUUCUUUGGUGAUGAUCUCGGUAAAUGAAAGUCACUUGAAAUACUUUUUUGACCUAAAUAAAUGCUUUUUAAAUUAAUAAAAAUAUUAUGUGAGAUGUUAUUAAAAGUUCCAAUCAACAUCUUUUUUAAAGAUUAGACUCUUUCAGAGAUCAAGGUGCUCCUUGUCACUCACUCCCUUGUUCUAUCAGAAUCUGCAGUGACUUUUUUUGGUUAUUCUAAUUCUUUUAUGCCUUGAAAUUAAAGGCAAAAAAGACUGAAAAAGCUGCUCUAGGUCCAGAGACUGGUGUUUCAUAACCAGGAAAGGCUUGGGUACUAAAGCAAUAGGAAUAAAAAUGUUAGUUUAAAAUGACUUUUAUAAAGAAAUAACUCCAAAAUAAUUUCUCAAUUUAAAAUAAUAGUACUUCUCUUGCCCAGAAGAGUGACAUCUAAUAGGAUUCUUUAUUUGUCUGGCAUUUAGACAAACUCUUAGAUAAAUAUGUUGAGUAAUUGAGUCAUGUUGCGUUUCACUGAAAUCAUGCAUUUAUGUUAAGGUGAGCAUACUAUAAACAGUAUGAUUCCUAUAUCACCUUGUUAAAUGGUCAGUUUAGUAACUUGUACUGAUAACAGACACUGGUAUCUGACACGAAUAUGAUUAAGUAUGCCUAAGGUAGUUUAAAAUGCUAAUUUUUAAAAUUUUACUUCAGAGGAUCACAUUUUAUUCACAUUUUUAACUCAUAAUUCAUUAAUCAGUCUAGUCAGUAUCAUUUUAUUAGUUUAGUCAGUAUCAUUUGCAGCUUUUUGGAGUUUUGUACAUGGGUCCUACCCAGCGCACUGAGUAAAAAGCAUACUACUUCAGAUAUAAAAUUCUUAACAACCCGAAGUUGAGAGGUGUGUGAAACGUAAGGGAAAGCAACACAAGAAAAAAAAUGUAAAUUUUGAAAUGAAUUUUAGAGAUAAAACGUGUUUGCAUAUCUUUUUGGUUACUUUGGUAACAUUUUACAUUCAUUUUUUAAAAAACUAAACUCAUACUUUUGCCAUCUUUUUACUACUCAUCUAGUUUGAGAAUAAAUAUGUUUUUACAAUUUUUGUUUCCUUCCAGUGAUUGUACUUCACUGUGGUGUACAAUAACUACAGAGUCCAUUAUGGACAUUCAUCCAAACAUGAAUAAAAAUGAUUUUGAAAUUAAAUAUAUGAUAAAGUGGAAUAAAUGCUUAAUAUAUCUCAAAAAAUUAAUUUGUAUUCUUAAAGCACUCUAAAAAUAUUUUAAAAGAAGUUUUGUAAAUCCAGGUGGCUUUUAACAAGUAAUACCUAUUUUGUCAUAGGCUGCAUUUUAAAUUCCUAAUCAUCAUGAGUUAUAACAUUUUCACAGAAUAAAAAUAAUUUAUUAUGGUGUUUUGCUUUUCAUUUGAGAAAUUUAAAUGAUUUAUUUUGGGUAAUAAGAAAGGAUUGUUGAAAAACUAAGUUAAUUAAAAUAAUGAAUUUUUUGCUAUUGUACAUGAAAACCUUUUUUCUGUGAACAAGUUUUUGUGUAUGUGGGAAAGAAUCUUCUCAUUUUAAAGGGUAGUUAAAAUAACAUAUGUUAUGAUUCUAGAUGAUUCUGUGUCUGUCUUUUGUUAAGUUAAAGAUACUGGCCAAAAAAUACAUUUUUUUCUUAUUUGAGAUAAUUCUAUAUAUGCCUUUGUGUAACAUGCAGAUAUGACAAAUAUACAAUGUUGUAUGUAAUUGAUGUCAAGUAUAAAACUGCAUGGAAGCAACACUAGAAAGAAAUGUUCCAAAAUAUUAAUAGUGAAUUUUUCUUUUUUUUUUUUUGAAUGAGCUUCACAAACACUCAAGGUUGGAGAGCAAGGUACAGGCUUUUAUUUAGAGAUAAAGUGAAAGGACAGAGCUCCCAGCUCACGCCAUGAGGGGACAAGAGAGUCCUAAUAGUGAAUUUUUUAUUGGUUAUGUUUUUUCCUCAAUCUUUCAAACUAUUUUUUAAAAAUUUGGCUUACUUUUAUAAUGGGACAGCACAUUCAUAAUUUUGUAAAAAUUAAGUGCCUGUUUUCAGCAAGUUUAAAAUUAUAUGCUCUUUUAAGUGUCAAAGGAAAGACUAGAAUUCACUUAAUAUGUAAAACUUAUGUGAAUAGCCCAGAGACAUUCAACUAUAGAGUAUGCCAUAAUAUUUAGAACUGACCUCUUACUGUUUUUUUUACUAUGACAGUAUUUUAUUUGAUAGCUCUAUAUGCUUUGCUAUUAAUGUUACUUAAUUUCUUUCAUUCCACACUAAAGAAAUCCAGUGCUUCCAGGUGAAUAAGCUUAUCAGAAGUGAAACUGCUUAUACAAAUAAUGCUGUAGUUUAGAAGCCUUAUUAUCCUUGGCUUUAAUACCAAAGUUUUUCUCUAAGUGGAGUAUAUGUUGCAACUGACAUUGUGCUAAUACUAUUUAUCAAGAAAUGUAUUCCAGCUGAUCCAAAGAACAAAUUUAGGUAUUUCAAAACUUACAUUAAAGUAUGAUAUGAAUUAUCAAAAUAGCAAUAAUCUAUUAGCUUUGUGGGAAUAGAGUAAUAAAAGCCUGUUUCUUUGAGAAAGAAAAUAGGAAGUCAAAAAUGAAUUUCCUUUAAUGAAGGGGAUCAGCUUAUAAUUAAUGGGAAAAGAGAAAGAAAAUAAUUUGUUGGAGCAUGAGUUGUAGAUUCCCUCUGUGUGCUGGUGAGAAAACAAUUUACGAACUAGGUAAAUGAAUCAGUGGUCUACAGAUUUUUAUAAUAAUAUAAUUCCUUUCCAGUAAAAAUUUUUAGUACACAUUUAUAUUUCAGUUAUUGUAUUAGUUAGCUAGGUCUGCUAAGUACCAAAGACUGGGUGACUAAACAAGUUUAUUUUCUCAGAUUUCUGAAGUCUGGACGUCUAAGAUGUUGACUGCAUUGGUUUCUUCUGGAACCUUCUCUCUUUGGCUUACAAAUGACCUCAUACUCCCUGUGUCCUCAGUGGUCUUUCCUCUGUGUGCAGUCACCUCUCUAGUCUCAGUAUGUUUAGAUUUCCUCUUUUUUUAAGGACAUCAGUCAGAUUGGAUUAGGACCCACCUUAAGGAACUCUCUUAAAAUUUAACACUUCUGGGAAGACCCUAUUUCCAAACAGUCGCAUUCUGAGGUACUGGGGGUUAUGGAUUCAACAUAAGAAUUUUGAGGACAAGUUUCAGCCCAUCACAGUUACAUGUUGUACUGCACUUUGUACAUAGACUUCCCCCCUAAGAAUUUUUUUAAAAGUUAGAUAAAAAUACAAGUUAUUAGAUUUACUUCCCAGUCAGUAGAUUGUCUGCUGGUAUUUGUACAUAUCACUUUGGAAAUCUAAAAUAAAAUGGGAGCAGCAGCCUACUAGCUGCUCACCUGAAAGUCCAA